Andrographis paniculata is the source of this 2042-nucleotide messenger RNA. Its product is annotated as protein BASIC PENTACYSTEINE6-like. Bases 936 to 1886 code for a protein of 316 amino acids. The record is from RefSeq and is a predicted model, not a curated record. Gene Ontology annotation, molecular function: sequence-specific DNA binding; DNA-binding transcription factor activity. Gene Ontology annotation, cellular component: nucleus. The transcript is spliced from 3 exons. NCBI's taxonomy places the organism in Eukaryota, Viridiplantae, Streptophyta, Magnoliopsida, Lamiales, Acanthaceae. Gene Ontology annotation, biological process: response to ethylene.
AUGCAGGAGGAUCUUUCCUUGGCCUUUUCAACCACUGUUCUUGAAUCAAAGAUAUUUCUUCAGUUUUCCACUCAGUUUCUUACUCUCCUUGAUCUGAGGAUUGAGUCGCUCAAUUUCUGCUUUUGCACCGCUUGCAUAUCAAUUGUUCGAUAAUAGAUAUCCGGUUUUCAUCUAGUGUGGUCGUCGGUUACUGCUGGCUAGCAUUUGCAGUGCUAAUUUCUUCGUGCGAGAGUGGUUGAGCGGCAUUUGAUGCUUGAAGAUUUGGGAAUUUUAAUUGGAAUCCACCGAAAGGGUUUUUUUUGUGGAUAAUUAAGUUUCGUGUGAGCUAUAUCUCGUGGUUUUGAAUUUUGGUACAGCUUCCUACCUGAAAUUGAGUCGAUUCUGGAACUUUCUGAAUUUUUAUGGAUUUAGGUGUUUUGAUGGGUGGAUUCUCAAUUUAGGGGUUCAAUUGGACUUGUCAUGAGUGAAUUAGGAAUUUGGUGUUUUAUUUCUCUCUGAUGCAUAUUUGCAAUUCCAUUUUUCUAAAACCUGAGAUUGAGGUUUGUGUUUUUAGCUGUUAAGUUUUUUUAUCAAGCAUGUCAAUGGUUUCAUGGAAGGGUGAUGAAUUGUGGUAGAACAUGGGGACUUUGAUUGCAUUCCCUUUUGUUUAUGUGUAUCAAAUGAAUGCUUAUCUAUGGUGUGGAUUAAGUUAGGAUUGAAUCGUUAACUUUAUUUGAUAACAUUAGUUGAAAAACUUCGAUGCAACCUUGGUUCAAUCUUAGUUACCUCUGUGGUCGAUGUGUUUUUGAUGAUGAGCCAUGUUAACAAGCUUGAGCUAUAUAGUAAUGGUGGCUUUGAGUUUUGUACAUGUUUUGUGGCUUCUUGUUUCAUCAAUGGGAACUAUUUUCGCGUAUCUACGUUGAUUAUAUUGCGACUUGUAGGUUUUUUUUACGUAGAUGGAUGAUAGCGGGCAUCGUGAAAAUGGAAGGCAUAAGCCGCCCCAGGGUCAGUGGUUGAUGCAGCACCAGCCAUCGAUGAAACAGAUAAUGGCGAUCAUGGCGGAGAGAGAUGCAGCGAUUCAGGAACGGAACUUAGCCAUUUCCGAGAAGAAAGCCGCUUUAGCCGAGAGGGAUAUGGCGAUUCUGCAGAGAGAUUCAGCCAUAGCCGAACGGAACAAUGCCAUACUCGAAAGAGACAAUGCGAUCGCAACUCUUCAGUACCGAGAAAGUUCCAUUAACCACAACAACGGAAGCAUCUCUCCCUGCCUGCCCGGCUGCCAAAUCCCACGCGGAUUAAAACACAUGCACAAUCCUCAUCAUCAUUCGCCCCACAUGGAGAUUGAAACGACGGACACAAUCUCGACGUCGCCAGUUCCUCCCGAGCCCUCGAAGUCCCGCCGCGCAAAGCGUGGAAAGGAGGCGAAACCUGCCAUGGAAGAAGUACCCAGAAGAAAGACUCCGAAAUCGACGAAAAAGAUCAAACGCGAAGCCGAAGACCUCAACAGGACAGGCUCGGACAAUGAUCAUGCGAGCGACGAUCUUCGCAGGCAAUUCGGCGGAUUGCGGCCCAACUGGAAGGAUCAAAGUCUGGGGCUGAACCAGGUGGCUUUCGACGAAACGACGAUGCCCGUUCCCGUCUGCUCGUGCACGGGAGUUCUCCGGCCGUGUUACAAGUGGGGCAACGGUGGCUGGCAGUCGGCGUGCUGCACCAACAGCUUGUCCAUGUAUCCGCUCCCAGCUGUCCCGAACAAGCGACACGCCCGUGUUGGGGGUAGGAAGAUGAGCGGGAGUGCUUUUAGCAAGCUGCUGAGCCGACUGGCCGCGGACGGUCAGGAUCUGUCGUGUCCGGUUGAUCUCAGGCUGCAUUGGGCGAGGCAUGGAACCAAUCGGUACAUCACGAUCAAAUGAACGGUCAGGAUUCGACGGCAAGUUAAAGCUGCUGCUUGCACUGUAAGUGAAAAUAAUUGUAAAGCAUGUUGUCUGUUUUUAGUUUGAUCUUUGUUGUAAGCUCGAAAAUGCCUUAGAAAUGAAAUGGUUGGUAAUAAAACAGAAGUUUUUCAUGUA